CCGCCCCCCGGUGAGUGAGUGGCGGGAGAUUGCAGCAUGGCGGUGCAGCCGAAGCAGAGCGUGUGUAUGGACUCCACUUCAGAGAGCGGCUUCAUCAGCUUCUUCAGCUCCAUGCCGGAGAAACCCGACACCACGCUGCGGAUCUUCGACCGCACCGACUACUACACCGUGCACGGCAAGGAUGCGCUGUUCACCGCGCGGGAGGUGUUCAAAACCCAGGGGGUCAUCAAAUACCUGGGCUCAGGGAGCAGGAGGCUGGAGGGUGUGGUCCUCAGUAAGAUGAACUUUGAGUCGUUUGUGAGGGAUCUUCUGCUGGUCAGGCAGUACCGAGUGGAGGUGUACAGGAAUAAGGCAGGUGGCAAGAGCAGCAAGGACCAUGACUGGCAGAUCGCCUACAAGGCUUCUCCAGGAAACCUGACCCAGUUUGAGGAGAUCCUGUUUGGUGGUGGAGGUCUGGGUGAAGGUGCUGCUGGAGUGGUGGGGAUCCGAUUGGGUACGGGAGGUGAUGGGCAGCGGGUUGUGGGCGUCGGUUACGUGGAUUCUACACUCAGGAAAAUGGGUGUGUGUGAGUUUCCAGAUAACGACCAGUUCUCCAAUCUGGAAGCUCUGCUGGUGCAGAUUGGCCCCAAGGAGUGUGUGCUGCCUGGGGGCGAUACAGCUGGAGACCUGGGGAAACUUAGACAGGUGAUACAGCGUGGAGGAAUCCUGCUAUCAGACAGGAAGAAGAUGGAGUUUACAGCUAAAGACAUAGUUCAGGAUCUGAAUCGCUUACUGAAAGCUCGCAAAGGAGAGACGGUGUCGAGUGCAGCGCUUCCAGAGAUGGAGAAACAGAUUGCUGUGUCCUGCUUGGCCGCCGUCAUCAAAUAUCUGGAGCUUCUGUCUGAUGAGGCCAACUUCGGUUCUUUUAAGUUAACUACAUUCGACCUUAACCAGUACAUGCGUCUGGACAACGCUGCGGUGCAGGCUCUCAACCUGUUUCAGGGUUCCUCAUCUGAUGAUCCUACUGGUACCCAUUCCCUGGCAGGGCUGUUGAAUAAGUGCCGAACUCCUCAGGGCCAGAGACUGGUCAACCAGUGGCUCAAACAGCCUCUAAUAGACAAAAACAAGAUUGAAGAGAGGCUUGAUCUGGUGGAGAGUUUUGUAGAGGACUCAGAGCUGAGGCAGAGCUGUCAGGAGGAUCUGCUGCGACGCUUUCCUGACCUGAACCGUCUGGCUAAGAAGCUCCAGCGGCAGAGUGCCAAUCUGCAGGACUGUUACCGGGUCUACCAGGCCGUGGGCCAGCUGCCGGGUCUUGUGCAGGCUCUUGAGAGACACACUGGAAAGCAUCAGGUCCUGUUGAACGCAGCCUUCAUUUCGCCCUUCAGCGACCUCACCUCCGACUUCUCCAAGUUUCAGGAGAUGAUUGAAACCACGCUGGACAUGAACCAGAUUGAUCACCAUGAAUUCCUGGUGAAACCCUCGUUUGACCCCACACUGAGUGAACUGAGGGAGAGCAUGGACCAGCUGGAGAAAAGCAUGCAGUCUGCUCUCAACAGUGCAGCUCGUGAGCUUGGUCUGGAUGCAGGCAAAACAAUAAAGCUGGAAUCCAAUGCACAGAUGGGUUAUUUCUUCCGGGUCACUUGUAAAGAGGAGAAGUCUCUGCGCAACAAUAAGAAGUUCACAACACUGGAUGUGCAGAAGAACGGAGUGCGGUUUACUAACAGUAAGCUGAGCUCUUUGAAUGAGGAGUACGUUAAAAGCAGGGAGGAGUAUGAGGAGGCUCAGAAUGCCAUCGUUAAAGAGAUAAUCGGCAUUGCUGGAGGCUACGUGGAGCCGCUGCAGACCCUGAACGAGGUGAUUGCCCAGCUGGAUGCGGUGGUCAGCUUUGCUGUGGUGUCCCACGCUGCCCCUGUUCCCUUUGUGAGACCCAGGAUCCUGGAGAAAGGCAGCGGCAGGCUGAUCCUGAAGGGAUCUCGACAUCCUUGUGUAGAGGCUCAGGAUGAUGUGGCCUUCAUCCCCAAUGAUGUAACCUUCACUAGAGGAGAGCAGAUGUUCCACAUUAUUACAGGUCCAAAUAUGGGUGGUAAAUCUACGUACAUCCGUCAGGUGGGCGUGAUCGUGCUCAUGGCUCAGAUUGGCUGCUUCGUACCGUGUGACGAGGCCGAGCUGAGCGUGGUGGACUGUGUGCUGGCCCGGGUGGGUGCGGGGGACAGCCAGAUCAAAGGGGUCUCCACCUUUAUGGCAGAAAUGCUGGAGACUGCUGCGAUCUUACGUUCUGCUACUGAGGAUUCUCUGAUCAUAAUUGAUGAGCUGGGCCGUGGCACGUCUACAUACGAUGGCUUUGGUUUGGCUUGGGCUAUCUCAGAGUACAUUGCCACACGUCUCAAAUCCUUCUGCUUGUUUGCCACACACUUCCAUGAGCUUACUGCUCUGGCUCAGCAAGAACCUACCGUCUGCAACCUCCACGUCACCGCGCUGACUACUGACAGCACCCUCACCAUGCUCUACAGGGUGAAAAAGGGUGUGUGCGACCAGAGCUUUGGGAUCCACGUAGCCGAGCUGGCUAACUUUCCCAAACAUGUGAUCGCUAAUGCACGAGAAAAAGCUCUGGAGCUUGAGGAGUUCCAGGAUAUCUCCAGAGCUGAGGAGGAAGGAGUGGAUGCAGGGCCUGAAGCCAAGAAGCGCUGCCUGGAGAAACAGGAUGGGGAGAAGAUCAUCGAGGCUUUCCUGGAUAAGGUGAAGUCGCUGCCUGUUGAGGACAUGACGGAUGAAGCCAUCAAAGCAGAGCUGCGUAAACUGAAGGCUGAAGUUGUGGCUCAGAACAACAGCUUUGUUACCGAGAUCGUCUCCCGAGCUGCGAACGUGAAAGUGGUUUAAAUGUGAAAGGACUGUACAGAGGCUUGUGAUGCAUAAUCUAUUGCAUAAAAGUAUUUUUAUAACAUGUUCUUUUAUGUUUGUCUUGUUUGUAGAGACUCAUGUCUGUUUUGUCUUCCAGCAUUAUGUUUUUGUUUGUCAUAAAAAGAAAAAAAAAACUACUAAUUUGUAUUUUGUUGUAUCUGCUUUAAUCACUGUAGUGCUUUAUUAUAGAGCAACGUUGAUUUGAAUGAAAUUUUGCUAUCUAGUGGAUAAAUUCUCAUGUCAUAGAACUGACAGUGCCUACCCAAAUAGUUAACUCUUAUAUAUUUUUUUUAUAUUUUACACUAUACGCACUUAAAUACAAUAAGAAAAAUGCUUGAAACUAAUAAAAGUGUAAAACCGUUAUGGUUGGCUUCCCUAGACUUAUUUAGGCCUGGAAUACAUACAUCAGUUUUAAUGGAGAAAUUCCAUUCACAGUGCUGAAUAGUCCAGAACUGGGUUUAAUCUAUUUCCAGAAAACCAGUCCAUUAAUUAAACAGAUAAAGAGCAAAAACUUAAGAAUUUGCCAUCAAAGAAAAAAUCCUAGUAUGUUCAUUUAAACAUGCUUUCCACAUAUCCAAUAUUGUCUUAAACGGUUAAUACAAUGUAUGAUUGGAUAUGACUGUUCUUAAUGUGAAUAAAGUUCAAGUUUCUACAUUUUAAA
Messenger RNA from Astyanax mexicanus (Mexican tetra), 3538 nucleotides. RefSeq names its product mutS homolog 2 (E. coli) (gene msh2). Gene Ontology annotation, biological process: somatic recombination of immunoglobulin genes involved in immune response; mismatch repair; mitotic recombination. The coding region runs from base 37 to 2856 and encodes 939 amino acids. Lineage: Eukaryota; Metazoa; Chordata; Actinopteri; Characiformes; Acestrorhamphidae. The transcript is spliced from 16 exons. Gene Ontology annotation, cellular component: nucleus; MutSalpha complex. Gene Ontology annotation, molecular function: mismatched DNA binding; ATP-dependent DNA damage sensor activity; ATP binding. The record is from RefSeq and is a predicted model, not a curated record.